Messenger RNA from Trichoplusia ni (cabbage looper), 863 nucleotides. It is a transcript of the gene mRpL11, whose product is annotated as 39S ribosomal protein L11, mitochondrial. Gene Ontology annotation, molecular function: structural constituent of ribosome; large ribosomal subunit rRNA binding. Gene Ontology annotation, cellular component: mitochondrial large ribosomal subunit; ribosome. The transcript has 4 exons. Gene Ontology annotation, biological process: translation. Bases 172 to 762 code for a protein of 196 amino acids. NCBI's taxonomy places the organism in Eukaryota, Metazoa, Arthropoda, Insecta, Lepidoptera, Noctuidae. The record is from RefSeq and is a predicted model, not a curated record.
UCAAUGACAUUGAUAAGAGAAAUGUCAAAAUCUCCAUCCCGUUGAGGACCCGAAUUGUAAAGGAAUUUUGUUUUGUUUUCUGAGUAACAUAAAAAAAAUGUGCUAAUAUUAUUUCUGAGACAUAAUAAUUGUAUUAAACACACUUAUAUAAGAACGGGCCAAUAAGAAAAAAUGUCGAAGUCAGUUGCACGGUUAAAAUCUAUGAAGAAGGUGGCUGACAAAGUAACCCACAAUUCGAAAUUAAGAACUAAUAUACCAGCUGGUAUGGCUGCCGCAGGGCCUCCGUUGGGGCCUAUGCUCGGACAACGUAACAUAAAUAUAGCAGCGUUUUGCAAAGAUUUCAAUGAGCGUACGGCUACUAUGAAGCCUGGUAUCCCAUUGCCGACGAGAGUGAAGGUCAAUUCUGACCGGUCCUAUGAGCUCAUCAUUCAUCAACCACCAGCUUCAUAUUUUCUCAAGCAGGCCGCUGGUAUCAGCAGGGGUGCCAUGGAACCAGUAAGAGAAACAAGUGGCAAAAUAACUUACAAACAUCUGUAUGAAAUUGCAAAAAUCAAGUCAAAGGACCCGCCACUAGAAUGGAAGCCCUUGAAGGAGAUCUGUGUCAUGUUGAUAGCCACGGCCAGGACUUGUGGAAUAGAAAUUGUUAAAGAUUUGGAUCCUAAGGAAUAUGGUGAGUUCCUGCAGGAAAGGAAAAAGGUCAUAGAAGAGCAAAAGAAGCAAUUACAAGAGAAACGAGAAGCCAAAAUGUUGAGAACAGCUUAAUUGUACAAAUAAUUUUAUUAUAGGUAGUGAAUGUAUUAGGGACUAGCGAAACAAGAAAUGUCUAUUUCAUUUGAAAUAAAACAAUGAAAUACCCAAAAUUA